CAAAACCGGUCACGGAUAAUUUCCCUCAAAGCCCCACGCAGGCCUGCAUUGAAACACUCCAAUCUGCGAUUCAUACCCCAACGUUGAGCUAUAUAAACUCCAGACUCUGGGUGAACUCCAGCAGUUAAGUUGACAGAGUCAAUUUUGUGAGCAUCGACAAUUGAAUCAACCAGCCACUGCUGAUGUAAUACUACAGGUCUUAGAGCGAUCCAGAGAGUGAACGGCACCCUGCGGACGUGCGAUGCGUCUGUCUGCAGAUGACUUUUCGCGAGACGAGGGUUAAAAUUCUGCCGAACAAAAAAAAUAUUAAAGAAUAUCAAAAGAAAUCUUGAACUGACAGCAGAGUUGUAACAUCUGAAGUGUACGUGUUAACCAAGCUUCCUGCUUUGAAGCAGCGCUGGACUUUAGUGAUCUACGGUGAAACUAAGCAGUCUGACUGCAGCUUUUUAAUGAUAAAAAGCCUUUUUCCUGAUUUAACAAACCAACAAGCAUCUCAGCAUCGGUCCUGAUACAUUUCCACCAUCUUGGAGGUCUACCUAGUCCCGUCUGGAUCCCUUGCACGGGGCUUAGUCUCCAAGUUCAGGUGUUUCAGUAGACUCGUUUAUCGAUCUCAGUAAAUUGAAAAUCAUCACUUCGGAGUUUUACAACCAUGUGGGGAUUUAGGCUACGACCGUCCAUGGGAUGUGCGGCAUUGCUGGCAGGCGUGCUUGGAAUGUUUCUGGUGAAUAACGUGGACGCCUAUCUGCACCGAUAUGGACGCCAUGUUUGCACCUCUGCAUCAACCAAUGAGGUUUCCCCUGGUGUCAUCGUUGAGUCCUACUGUCAGCCUUACUUCAAACCGUACUUUGCACGAUGUGAACCUCAAGGCCAGCUCUGUACUAAAUACCAGACUGUUUAUCGCAUGGCGUAUCGGACACGCAAGAUACCCCAGGAAUCACGAGGACCAAAAUACGUCUGCUGCCCUGGAUGGAAACAGCACAAUCCACAGGCAAAUUCCUGCAAUGAACCUGUUUGCAGUAUAGAAUGUCGGCAUGGUGGACGAUGUGUAGCACCUGAGUCAUGUGCUUGUCCUCAGGGUUAUAGUGGGCAGUAUUGCGAGGAAGUGAGCUGCAAUGUGGAGUGUGCCAACGGAGGUUUCUGUCUGACCCCUGACACAUGUUCCUGCACUGGUGGAUGGCAGGGGGAAUCCUGCCAAGAAGCUCUGUGUCUUCGCGCUUGUGAAAAUGGCGGUAGGUGUGUCCAGCCAGACUCGUGCGCCUGUCCCAACGGUUGGACUGGUCGCUACUGCCAUGAAGACGUCAACGAAUGUGAGACAGAUUCUCAUGGCUGUCAUCACCGAUGCAGGAACUCUGAUGGUGGUUACACAUGCUCCUGUCAUCCUGGGUUUACCCUCGAUGAAGACGGUCUCUCAUGCUCCAUUUGUCUCACGUGCAGUCCGGAGUAUGUAGCUCUUCAAGAAAAAGUCAAGCGUAUUGAGCAGAAUCUUGGUGUCAUGCAGGCAGAGAGUGCAACAAGAGAAGAAGCGACAGUGAAAGUGGUCAACAUGCCCCUCAAUGAUGAACAGGUGUCUAAGAUUGAACUCAUCACAUCACUGAGUGAACAGAUCUCAAUGCUGGAGGAAAGACUGGAAGAUUGUACGUGUAAAGAUUACCAAAGUGGUCAGAGGCAGUACCCAAGACGGAGACUCAACCGAGAUAGACGAUCGGAAGACAAAAAAAGGACCCACUCUGAGAACACAAAUCUUUAGUCAGUUGGCGCAGUAGUGCAUUGCAUUCAAUAGUUAUCAUUUUGCCGUGAUGUUGAUCUUCAGUUACCCAUUUCUUUCUCUUUGUAGACAUACAGGGUCUUAAGUCUCAAUUUCACGUUGCAUCCUCUUUUAAAUGUUAAUGCCUUAAUUGUCCACUUCUAAAAGAAAAAGCCGAGUAGUUCCAUCUGAAUGUGGAUGCUUGUGCAAACAAAUUUUUUCUAGCUUUGGGUAAUCCCUGAUAUUUAGUUCAGAUAGCUCUUGAGGUCAUGUAGCAUCUAUUCAUAAUCCAUUGACACUUUUCAUACUGUCUGAUGUAAUGUGGAAUGUAUGAAAGCUGCUUCUUUUUAAUGUAAUAACUUCUUGUAGCAAAAUACGAAACUAUGUAGGAACUUUUAAACCAAACUAAUUAUAUUGUCCUUUCGAGAAAUAGCUAAACUAAUUAUUUUGUCCUGUCAAGAAAUCUUGCAUUGUGUGAAUACAAAUGACUCCCUUUCUACCCCUUGCACAAAAUUGCUUCUGAGGACACUUUGAACUGAAAGAGAUAAAAAUCUCUGUCAUUCUGUGUCAUCCAGCUGUUGAACUCUCUCUGGUUUAGAUCGGAAAAUGACAAAAAAACAGACAAGUUACCCUUUUUUGAGUGAGGGAUACCAUUUGGGGGAUAAAACAUCUUAGUGAUUGGUUUCUGUAUGCUUGGAAAUCUAAUGUUACAAAGUGAUGAUUUUGAAGUGUCUUUGGGAAAAUCACUUCAUCUUAAUUAUACAAGAUAGAAUGACUUCAAAGGGCAAAGUUCCCAAAGGUCUUCAGAACAAGUCUUCCAAAACAGGCUUCCAAACAAGAAACAAGGUUUAUAUGGAUGGAUGGAGCAUUUAAGGUGCAGAAUUUCGCUCUUUGUAAAGUUAUUUCAUGUCUGACAUCAUUAUUGUUGGUUAAAUGUUGGACUAGUAGACUCAAUUGUUUUAAUAUAUGACCUUUCAAUAUCGCUUUAUUAUUAAUUAUUACUGAACUUAUAUUUUUUUAUGAGUUCAAAAUGUUAAAUAAUAUUUUAAAGAUGUCAUAUAUGAGGGGUUUGGUUUCCUUUUCCUGGAUGUAUCAUAAUUGAACAUGGCGAGUGUGUUUUUUCGAACUGUUUUUUUCUUACAGGAGCAGGGCAAAAACUUGUGCUGUGAAGGAUGGCUUAUUCCUUAGCAGUAACAAGUGCUUUCUAAAUGUAAUUUCACAGUUAAAUCAUUUUCACUUUGCACAGCAAUAUUGAGGGGUCUUUUUUGUAAAGAUCUUUAACUUUUACUAAACUUGCACAGUAGUGAAAGAAAUUU
Messenger RNA from Acanthaster planci (crown-of-thorns starfish), 3060 nucleotides. It is a transcript of the gene egfl7, whose product is annotated as EGF like domain multiple 7. Gene Ontology annotation, biological process: anatomical structure development. The record is from RefSeq and is a predicted model, not a curated record. Gene Ontology annotation, cellular component: cell surface; extracellular region. Gene Ontology annotation, molecular function: calcium ion binding; signaling receptor binding. NCBI's taxonomy places the organism in Eukaryota, Metazoa, Echinodermata, Asteroidea, Valvatida, Acanthasteridae.